AUGCUCCUUAUUUUUCUAUAUGGUUCCACAGACGAACUUUUGUAUAGUUUCUUACUGUCAAAGGCACCUGAUCAUCAUUUGUGCACUAUCUCUGCAUUUCAUGCUUGGCUCAAGCAACAUAAAUCCCAAUGUUAAAUUCCUGUCCGGCACUUUGUUGGAACUCAUCAUUCCAUUAUUCAUAUAUCGUUCUGCUGUUAGGAGAAACAACAGCCAAGCAAUGACACGGCCGGGAUUCAUUUUCAAGGCUUUUUUAUGCAAUGAAUAACACCUAUCAAGAACUCAUUCUACGAGAUGAAAUGAUGAGACUACAAGCCCCACCAGAAAUUGUAACUUAUCUUAAUACUUGUGAGGUAAUUUCUCCCUCUGGUCAUCACAGUAAAGUUGAAGGUGGUUACUUUGUAUUGGAGAAUAUAAACAGAAAAGUGAAAAUGUUGAUGCCUCCAGGUGUACCCACAGAUAAUGCCUGGCUGAGGAGCUGCAGAAAUCUUCCCAAAUUGGAACAGAUGAAAAACAACAUACUGAUGGCAGUUGGUGCUGAGUUAUCAGUACCAUUUCAAACUGUCACUGACAAUUCCCUGUCGCCGGAGACAGAAGGGUGGAGAUCGUGGCUUCGACAAAGCAACCAUUUACAGGCAAGCCCUUGCACACCCCACCUAACAGGCCUGGACGAAGAGCACCUGUUAGAUCCAGAUGUACAGCAGUGGCUCGACAUUGCAACAAACAGGAGAAAAUAUAGUUAG
Haliotis rufescens (red abalone) is the source of this 740-nucleotide messenger RNA. RefSeq lists its product as uncharacterized. Bases 258 to 740 code for a protein of 160 amino acids. The record is from RefSeq and is a predicted model, not a curated record. Lineage: Eukaryota; Metazoa; Mollusca; Gastropoda; Lepetellida; Haliotidae. The transcript is spliced from 3 exons.